AUGUUCUAUCAAUCGGGUACGUGCAGCUAUGGCGCUCGAUGUCGAUUUGCUCAUGGCGAUGAGCCAACUGCGGGUACGCAAGGUUACAACGAAGAUCGUGGGAGAGGAUUCCGGCGUGGCGGCCCUCCUCCUUUCAGAGGUGGACAGCGACGUGGAGCUAUGGACGGAGGAUACAGGUCAAGAUCGCGAUCACGAUCAGAAAGUCCGUUUGGUAGGCGGAAUUAUUCGCCUGAUCGCCGUAGGUACGGAAGUCCACGCAGUUUGCGCGGACGGGAUAGAGAAGAGCGGAUCGAGAGGCGUCAGCGAACUGAUGAUCGUGGACGUGAUCAGCAUAGUGGCGGUGGCACGGAUACCGUCCGUGAUCUAAAGCAGCAGACUCAAGAACAUCCAGGAGAAGAGGCGCAGAAGCUGAAGAAAGUGGAAUCCGAAAAGGAUACGAAGGCUAAAGGGACGAAAGUAAAUACGGAACAACAAAAAUCGCCA
Molecule: messenger RNA, 483 nt
Organism: Gongylonema pulchrum
Lineage: Eukaryota; Metazoa; Nematoda; Chromadorea; Rhabditida; Gongylonematidae
Source: the annotation of a GenBank genome assembly